AUGAAUGAAACGUGCUUGUUGAUGCAGCAGAGUCAAGCGAUUGAGCAGACUAUGAUACGUGCAAUGAAUGCUGCUAUAAAUCAAUCUAUGUUUGGCACCUGCAUGAAAUUAACAGAACAGUUAUAUUUUAUAGUUGUCAAACUGAAAGCUUAUGAAUUUGAUGAGUUAUUACAACAGAUUAAUUUACAAGUGCAAUUUCUUACGGAAUCUCACACCGAAUAUUUAAAACAUCAAGAUGAAUUAGAAUCUAUCUCCAUUAAACAAACACAAGCACUGAACCAGAUUAUGGAUAUUUUCUAA
Messenger RNA from Didymodactylos carnosus, 300 nucleotides. Lineage: Eukaryota; Metazoa; Rotifera; Eurotatoria; Philodinida; Philodinidae. The record is from the annotation of a GenBank genome assembly.